Molecule: messenger RNA, 2565 nt
Organism: Lolium rigidum
Lineage: Eukaryota; Viridiplantae; Streptophyta; Magnoliopsida; Poales; Poaceae
Product: phospholipase D delta-like
Exons: 3
Coding region: 1-2565 (854 amino acids)
Biological process (GO): phospholipid catabolic process; phosphatidylcholine metabolic process
Cellular component (GO): plasma membrane
Molecular function (GO): D-type glycerophospholipase activity; calcium ion binding
Source: RefSeq, a predicted model, not a curated record
AUGUCGUCCACGCUCGCCGACGACGACGAGCCUCUCGUCCUCCUUCACGGCGACCUGGACCUGACCAUCCACGAGGCGCGAGGCCUCCCCAACAUGGACGUCCUCUCCACGCUCCUCCGCCGCCUCUGCAUCCGCCGCAGCCUCGCCACCCGCUCCGUCCCUGCCGGCGACGCCGAGACCGACGCCGACAGCCCGCUCCACCGCCGCCAGCCGCACGGCCACCGCAUCCUCCCCACCUCCGACCCAUACGCCGUCGUCGCGCUGUCGCCGCCGCACACCACGCUCGCCCGCACCCACGUCUUCCGCAACUCCGAGGCGCCCGACUGGUCGGCGCGCGUCCGCAUCGCGCUCGCGCACGUCGCCUCGCGGCUCGUGUUCCAGGUCCGGGACUCCGACCCCUUCGGCUCCGACCUCAUGGGCGCCGCCCACAUCCCCGCCGCCGCCCUCCUCCACGGCCAGCCCAUCGUCGGCGAGUGGCUCCAGCUGCUCCGCCCCGACGGCCGCGGCCCGCCCAAGCCCGGAUCCGCCAUCCGCGUCUCCGCCGCCUUCACCCCAGCGUUUCCCUUGUACUCCCGUCGUCGGCACCACGGCGUGCCCGCGUACUUCCCGGAGCGGCGCGGCUGCGAGGUGAAGCUGUACCAGGAUGCGCACGUGUCAGCCGUCGAUGUGCCGUCCUCGUUCGAGCGUGCGCGGUGCUGGGAGGACGUGUGCAUGGCGGUGCUGGGGGCUCAGAAGCUGGUGUACGUCGCAGGGUGGGCUGUGGGCGCCAAGGUCAGGCUUCUGCGGGAGGACAUGUCGCCGGCCAUGGCGGAGAAGGCGGCCGAGGUCAGGGCGCUGGCCGGCGUGGCGGUGGAGACCAUGACGCUGGGAGAGCUCCUCAAGUACAAGUCGCAGGAGGGCGUUCGCGUCUGCCUCCUCGUUUCUGAACAUCACAGCUUCUUCCUAAGCACGGGAGGUGGGAUGCAAACUAGUGGCGAAGACACGAAGAAGUUCUUCAAGCACUCUUCGGUGAUUUGCGUUCUCUCACAUCGCUACCCUAAAGGCAAGCUCAACAUGGCCAAGCAGAAGGUGGUGGGCACGCCAUACGCGCACAACCAGAAGUGCAUACUCGUGGACACGCCGGCGUCCGAGGCCACCCGUCGGAUCACGGCCUUCCUAGGCGGCCUCGACCUCGCUGCCGGCUGCUACGACACCCCGUCCCACAGGCUCUUCGGCGACCUGAACACCGUCUUCCGCGGUGACCUCCACAACCCCACCCUCGGCGACACCGAUGCGAACGACGGACCCAGGCAGCCAUGGCACGACAUGCAUUGUCGGAUCGACGGCGCCGCCGCGUACGAUGUCUUGGAGAACUUCGAGCAGCGGUGGCGGAAGGCUACCGCCAAGCACAAUCAUUGGAAGGACGACACCCUGAUAAAGCUGAAACGCAUCCCCUGGAUCCUCAGCCCCGCCGCAGGAGCCGCCGCCGACGCGCUGCGCGUCCUGCCGGAGGAUGACCACCGGUGCUGGCACGCGCAGGUGUUCCGGUCGGUAGACUCCGGGUCGGUGAAGGGGUUUCCGCGUUCCUGGGAGACGGAGGACAUGGCGGCACGGCACCUGCUCUGUGACAAGGGCCUGGUGGUGGAGCAGAGCAUCCACACGGCGUACGUUGCGGCGAUCCGCGCCGCCGACCGGUUCGUGUAUCUCGAGACCGAGCGGUUCGUGGGGUCGUCGUACGCGUGGCCACCGUCGUGCCGGCACCCGGGCGCUGGCAACCUGGUGCCGAUGGAGAUCGCGUUGAAGGUGGCGAGCAAGAUCAGCGCCGGCGAGGCGUUCGCUGCGUACGUGGUGCUGCCGAUGUGGCCGGCUGCGGAGGGGCCGCCGGGGUCGGCGCCGGCGCAAGAGGCCCUCUUCUGGCAGGCACAAACGAUGCGGAUGAUGUACGAGGUGGUCGAGGAGGCGGUCACCGCGGCGGGGCUCGCUGGCAGAGCGCACCCGCAGGACUACCUCAGCUUCUACUGCCUAGGCAACCGCGAACCGGCACCGCCGCCGUUGCACGGAUGGACGUCGGAGACGGCAGCGGCGCUGGCGCGGAGGCACGGGCGGUUCAUGGUGUACGUGCACUCCAAGGGGAUGAUCGUGGACGACGAAUACGUGCUCCUUGGCUCCGCCAACGUCAACCAGCGGUCCCUCUCCGGCUUCCGUGACACAGAGAUCGCCGUCGGCGCACACCAGCCGCACCACACCGGCGCUGGGGGCCGGCGGCCGCACGGGCAGGUGCAUGCGUACAGGAUGUCUCUGUGGGAGGAGCACAUGGGCGGGUUGGCUCUGCCGGAGAUGGAGACACCGCAGUCGCCGGAGUGCGUGCGGCUGGUGAACCGGGUGGCGCGGCAGAACUGGGAGAGAUACGUGUACGAGGGGGAGGAGGUGGAGAAGAUGCAGAUGCAGGGGUACCUUAUGAGGUACCCGGUGGAGGUGAGCGCCGACGGCAAGGUCGGGUCGCUGCCGGGACAAGAGUUCUUCCCCGACGUCGGCGGCAAGGUCCUCGGCUCCACCAACAAGCUCCCCGAUCACCUCACCAUGUAG